Teleopsis dalmanni is the source of this 1615-nucleotide messenger RNA. RefSeq names its product cytochrome b-c1 complex subunit 2, mitochondrial (gene UQCR-C2). Gene Ontology annotation, molecular function: metal ion binding. Bases 111 to 1445 code for a protein of 444 amino acids. The record is from RefSeq and is a predicted model, not a curated record. Gene Ontology annotation, cellular component: mitochondrion. The transcript is spliced from 5 exons. NCBI's taxonomy places the organism in Eukaryota, Metazoa, Arthropoda, Insecta, Diptera, Diopsidae.
AAUUUUUUGACAUUUUGAAGUGCAGAGCAUUACGAAGAGUUCGUUCGCUUCCCUACGAAAAAUCCUAACACAAAUAUUUUACAAAUUAGUUUAAUCGAUAAAGAUUAAAAAUGGCAUGCAAGGCGAGCAGAGCACCUUUUUUGCAAAAUAUUGCUAAGCGUGGUUUAUCGGCCGUGUCAUGUCCACGAGCUGUUGGCCAAACUGCUGAUUUUGAAUCGUGCGUCUUGGGAAACAAGGUGGUAGUGGCAGCUGCGAAUAGUUUUCUGCCUGUUACCCGUGUGUCUAUUGUGUUUCGCGCUGGUGCACGCAACGAAUCAUACGAUAGUCAAGGAGCAUCACAUAUGCUACGCAUCGCUUUGGGACUGGGAACCAAAAACUCUACAGGAUUUGCCAUUACACGAAAUAUCCAACAAGUAGGUGGUAGUUUAACAGCAACCUCUGAUCGCGAAAUCGUUUCUUAUACAGUUGAAACUACUUCUGAUCAAAUUGAAGUUGGUCUACGUUACUUGCAAGAUGUAAUUGAACCAACUUUCAAGCCCUGGGAGUUGUCAGAUAGUAUUGGGCGUGUGAAGUACCAGGUUGCUUCGGUGCCACCACAGGUUCGUGCUGUUGAACUGAUGCAUAAAGCUGCUUUCCGCACCGGUUUGGGCAACUCGAUCUAUAUUCCUAAAUUCCAAAUUGGUAAAUUGUCGAGCGAGUGUUUACAGCAUUUUGUCGCAAAUAACUUUACUGGUAACCGAUGUGCUGUCGUUGGUGUCGGUAUUGACCACAAUACACUUUCUGGAUUUGCACAAAGUUUAGAUCUGCCUACUGGCAGUCAAUCUAAAUCAGUUAAUGCUAGCUACUAUGGUGGAGAUAUUCGUAAGGAUACACCAGGAGAUAAGGCUCAUGUUGCUGUUUGCGGACAAGGAGCUGCUUUAUUAAGUCAAAAGGAAGCUUUGGCAUUUGCUGUACUGCAGCAUGCUGUAGGUUCAGGUACUUCAACGAAAUAUGGCAACAUUAAUGGUAGCUUUGGAAAAGCUUUAUCUGCAGCUGUUGGUAAUGAAAACGUAUCAUAUGCCUCUUUGAAUGCUAGCUAUUCGGAUGCUGGUUUGUUCGGUUUCAUUGUUUCAGCCGAUUCAGAUGUUAUAUGCAAGGCUGUCGCUGGUCUCACCGGUGCUCUUAAAUCGGGCUCAGUAUCUGACGAAGAUUUUAAUCGUGGAAAAGCUCUGCUUAAAACUGCCGUUUUAGAGUCAUACUCAACUGAUAGUUCGCUUAUAAAUGAAAUUGGUCUUCAGGCCAUUUUAACAAAACAAAUUUUGACUAUUGACAACUUAAUUGCUGCAAUUGAAAGUCUUCAGUUAAAAGAUGUACAAGACGCUGCUAAGAAAGUGGCUGGGUCGAAACUAUCUAUGGGAGCUGUUGGAAAUUUGGGAAGUGUACCUUAUAUAUCAGAAUUGUCAUAAGUAAAUAAAACGUAACAUAAAAAAUUUAGUGAUAUAUUACCAUAAUUAAUGUGCAGAACACUGGAAAUGCAGAAAAAUUAAUGCAAAAGAAGCUGAACAAUACAGAGUGGCAAUAGAACCAAAUUACUUGAAAAUAAUUAAAUUAAUAAAAUUUUAAAACUAAAACAAAA